Cololabis saira (Pacific saury) is the source of this 2431-nucleotide messenger RNA. RefSeq names its product C-reactive protein-like. NCBI's taxonomy places the organism in Eukaryota, Metazoa, Chordata, Actinopteri, Beloniformes, Belonidae. The transcript is spliced from 3 exons. The coding region runs from base 108 to 800 and encodes 230 amino acids. The record is from RefSeq and is a predicted model, not a curated record.
GGACGGGCUGACAUCACAACUUGUGCUAAGAGGGAAGAGGACUGGGUCGGGUUAUUAGUGAGUGGGACUGAACUAGCAUCACAAGGGAACAACAAAACAUCAUCAAAAUGAGUGUCAACACUUCCAUGAUUGCUGUGAUUGUUCUUGGUGUAGCUUUAUUGCCUUUGACUCCAUCCUCAGCUAUGCAAGCAGGUUUGGGGGAAAAAGUCCUGAUCUUCCCUUAUGAAACGGAUUUCAGCUUUGUGGCCUUGAUCCCCCAGAAGGAGAUGGCUCUCCGGGCCUUCACCCUCUGCAUGCGUGUGGCCACCGAGCUGCCGGAGGAGCGGGAGAUCAUCCUCUUUGCUUACCGCACCGCAGACUAUGAUGAACUCAACGUGUGGCGUGAAAGGGACGGCCGUGUCUCCUUCUACUUGAGCGGCGACGGCACAUUCUUCCACCUCCCUCCCCUCACCACCUUCCGCACCAGCCUCUGCCUCACCUGGGAGUCUCGCACCGGCCUCGCAGCUUUCUGGGUUGAGGGAAAGCGCAGUACCUACCAGGUUUACAAACCCGGUCACAGCAUUCGACCCAAAGGUACGGUGCUGCUGGGCCAAGACCCAGACAAACACCUGGGAGGGUUGGAGGCCCAGCAGAGCUUUGUAGGGGAGAUGACCGAUCUGAACAUGUGGGACUUUGUGCUUUCUCGGAGCAUGAUCCAGGCCUGGCACUACGGACACAAGGUCCCCAAGGGAAACAUCUUUGACUGGGCCACCAUGGAGUACGAGCUGAACGGGAAUGUGAUGGUGGUGGAUGAUGACUGACUGGAUGUGAGGUCCAGUGCAGACAGGGCUCAGGCUUUGGAGGCGGGUGUUGGACUGAUACUAGUGUGUUCUUGUUUCUGCUGUCAUGUAAAACUGCUUCAUGAUAAGGUAAGAUGAGAAGGGAGGCACAGUGGCUUAUCAUCAUACUGUUUAUAUGUCACUAAAAGCUUUGGCUAAACGAGUAACCAAGAUUAUUGGUCUGAUGACAAUAGUUUAUCUGAAAGCUCUUUAUUUUUGGUGUUAAAACAGACCGGCAGCAGAAUAUGAUGUGUAAGGGAUUUUGUUUUUGCAAAAGGGAAAAUCCCAAAAUAAGUUGCAAGGAAGGUCAAAAUGAAUCCCUGAGGAAUUUAGGACAAAUCCUGCACAAAUUUGAGCUGAUUUCAGAUGGACUGGGGAUGCUUUAACCGGAGAAUAAAGAUUCCCAAAAAACAACUCAAACACCCACUUUACGUCUAGAGGACCAAGCUAAAGGUUUUCACCUAUUCCAGAUUCUGUCAACUAACAUAAACAGAGCAGUUCAAAGAGGUCGAUCCAAAAAUCCCACAACCUGAAGAUUUAUGCAGGAACAACAAGUUAAAAUCCAAACAAGAUCUGGCAGACUAGCUGCAGGUUUGCUUCUUAGAAGGUUGUUAUACAGAAGACCUUAAAGUGGCUGAAAUCUUUGCUUUAAAAACAUUUAUUUUUGUCAUAAUUCAGCUUUGAAAAGAACACAAAAAAUAACAAAAAUAAGUUUUGCUUGAAUUUAAAAGCAAUUUGUAUCCUUUAAGGUUAUGUUUUUUGGGAAUUAGAUCAUAUUAUUUUCUUUUCAAAAUAACAGAAAUAGCGUGAUGUGAAGCACUAAAAUCGAUGUGCCAAAUGUGUCCACAGGAUGGCGGUCUGCACUCAGUAACUUUUGUACAGCCAUACAUCUGUUCACUAAUGUAAUUUAGUACCAAUAACGUGUUAAAAUUGCAAUAAAAAAAGGUUAAUUGCAACAGUCGAGAUCAUUUUGAAUUAAGAUUAUUUAAUUUGCACAGAGUGAACCUGUAGAGGAUAAAAAUGCCAAGUACCUAAUCAUUAUGUAUUUAAAAAGACGUAAAGUUAAUAAUAUGCAGUUUUAAUUAAAAACUGCAGGGAUUUUAGUAAAUUAUAAUCCAACAGAAACUUUGAAUUUAUUCAGUAUUAAACAAGGAUUAUAAACCAUAUAAUGCCAAGAAGAGGGGCCUCAUUAUUUUGACGGUAGUUUUAGGUGCACUGUGAGACAAAGAGUAAUUAUCUCAUUUAAAAUCCUUUGCCGUAAAGUCGUCUUUGGUUAGAAAACUGACUUAUGAAUUUUCCAUGUGUCAACUGAUGUAAGAGUGCUUUUGGGCCUGAAAUAAAAUAAAAAUGUGCAUAAAUGAUAUUGUUUGUUACUGAAGACAUUACUCUGUCUUUGAACUCUUGAAGGUUUCACUUUUUUUCUGAUCAUACCAUUUUUUCAAACAUUUUCAGCUAAAUUUUACUUGUUGAUGUAAUUCUAAAGGGAGAAUUAUAAAAUCUGCUUGGCUAUUGUUUUGUUUAAGAUUAAUUUCAUAGUCUUUUUCUGAAUAUCCUCCAGCUGGUAAAAUAAUGUGAUGUUACUUGUCUCUAAUAAAAUGUGUGUAAAAAAAUAU